Molecule: messenger RNA, 1322 nt
Organism: Guyanagaster necrorhizus
Lineage: Eukaryota; Fungi; Basidiomycota; Agaricomycetes; Agaricales; Physalacriaceae
Exons: 3
Coding region: 140-1285 (381 amino acids)
Molecular function (GO): protein binding
Source: RefSeq, a predicted model, not a curated record
GGCCGGACAACCUCAGUCUACUACCACCACGUCGCUUGCGAGACAUAGAGAAUCGUUAUCUACCAUCUAUCUGUAUUUGACUCACUGACCUCCUUGUAUAGACUCUAUUCAAUCCACAGGAUCAUCUCUCUCUUCGGAUAUGACAGUCAUUCUACCUCCGGAGUUGCUCGCCGAAAUAUUCGAAUACGAGACACCCUAUGCAGUCCUGGACUCAUUCUCCGGCCUGUGGGUCUUUUCUCGGGUGUGCAGAGCUUGGAGGGCAGCGGCACUGUCGUUUCCGCACCUGUGGUCUGACAUGAUUGUCAGCUCUGGUGACUCGGACAAACAUGCUCAGACCAACAACAGCCCCUUCGCAAUGCUCAAAAACGCACUCGUCCGGUCUGGUCACCACGACUUGAAUGUUACAUUUCACCUCCCAGAGACUUCGCAGAUAGGCAGAAUUCUCUUCUAUUUGUUGGAGAGUCAUUCUUAUCGCUGGAAAGACAUCAGCUUCAUGAUUCCGGGCGACUUCGUUGAUAAUUUCUCUUUUCGUGGGCGAAUACCAGUGUUGUCUCGACUUUUGUUGAACAAUCUGGGUCCGGCUCCGCUGUCUUUGACGAAAGUCUUCACAAUCGCACCUCACCUGAAGGAGGUGACUUUCUCAGGUGUCCAUGGAGCGAGUACGCCUUUACCUUGGGCUCAGAUAAUAUCAUUCACCGACGACCGAGAAAGUGGCGGCACUUUACCUACCUCCGAAGACGACUAUGUCCAUGUUCUCCAGAACGCGCCUACCAUGUCCUCCCUCCAUGCCUUUCGCGCCGCUACAUUCGGACCUUCAAUCUCUGCCCUCCAGAAGAUCAGGCAAACAUCCCUCCGAGAGCUUUCAGUAUCUGAAAGUGACGACCUUCGUUUCCUGACAGGUUUGGAGCUACCAAGUCUGGAUACAUUCGUCAUGCGUGUUGAAUCAGACCGCAUAUACGGAUUCCACCCAAACGCCCCUGACCACCUGCGGGUUUUGUUGACAGGAUCUCAAUCACCCCUCCAACAUCUCACAGUUACUGACAAACUGUUUACACUCAGGAUCUAUCCCCUUCUUGAGUCAAUCCCUGAUCUUGCGACGUUGACACUCGAUUUCUAUCAUCGCCCGAUUCAAAACGAAUUCAUAUCGCAUAUGGCGGAGAGGAACGGGCAGGGUGAUAUGGUCCUUCUUCCUCGCCUGAAGGAAUUGACCAUGCGAGUGGACGGCGCGCCAGUACCGCCUCAAGUCCGUGGUAUUGGAAAGUAUAGGAUCUGCGGCGAAAGCUGAAGAUUUGUUCUGCCAGGUAGAAUAUGAUAGAUUUACG